GUCCACGGAGCGGCCCUUUGGCCACACUAAAGCCAACAAAAUUGAGUCCUCAACAACAACUAAACAAAACAACAAUAACAAUUCGAGAUACAAUUUACGUUACGCGGCAGCUCUGCUCAAAGUUGAGAAAAUUAAAUUCAUUAAAACGGAGGGUUUAACAUUCGCAUUGCUGGCGGGCCCCAUGGGCCAAGCGGCAAGUAUGUGUCGAUUUCGUGGUUGUCGCUACAAAAACAAGAGCAAGAACAGCAAACAACAACAACAACAACAACAACAACAACAACAACAGCAGCAGCAACAGCAGCAACAAGCAACGCCGACUCAUAGUCCGCAACAACAACAACACUAUCAGCAGCUGGAGACAACAGGCCUGCACUUGCGCAGCAUUGAGGAGCCAGCGUCGACGCCGCUGCAGCUAGCGGCACGUAUGCCCGCGGAGCAGGGGGGCACAGGGUACGGUAUGAGUGAGCAUAGCCUGCUCAUUGCCACACACCGCACCGGUGUCCCCCUGCCGCUAUCACAGCAACAGCAACAACCCGCCCACUAUCAGUACAACAACAGCAGCAGCAGCAACAGCAACAGCAACAGCAACAACUGCAGCAGCAACAUCAACGGCAACAGCAGCAGCGCCGGCGGCAGCAGCAGCAACGUAGCCAGCACAGCGGCCGCUUAUCAGCAGCAGCAGCAUCAGCAGCCGCUGCACCAGCAGCAACAGCAACAGCAGCAACAUCAACUUUAUCAGGGCUACUCACAUCCCUAUCAUCAGACAGCGUCGCCACAGCAUAGCCGGCCCUACGAUCCGGAGUAUGCGCGCAUGGAGGCGUGGCUGGAUGAGAACCAGGAGUUUGUACAGGAUUAUUUCAUAAGAAAGGCGACACGUCAAACUGUGGACGCGUGGCUGGUGUCGCAUGCGACCAGUGCGGGCAACGAUGUCAUCAGCAGCAGCUCACCCACGCAUCCCAAUGGCCAGGCGAGCAGUUCGCGUGCCGGCUCCGGCGCCACAACGCCCGUGCGCAAAAUUUCCGCACAUGAAUUCGAGCGCGGCGGCUUACUCAAGCCCAUUGUGAAUACCAUCGAUGGGACGCUGACAUUUUUGAGCAUCGGGCCGCAGCUGGACAAUACGAGCGGCAGCUGCAGCAAUUUGCAGAACGUUGGCGGCGUGGUGGCCGGACAGUAUCAGUAUCAGCCGCAGCAUCAUAAUCACCAUCACAAUCAUCAUCACAACAAUCACAAUCAUCAGCAUUAUCAGCACAGUCAUUAUCAGGCCGGCGGCGCCGUUGGCUGCAGCAGCAGCGGCGGCGGCGGCACUGCCGGUGGUGGCAGCAACAAUUGCAAUGCCCCAACAGCAAUUAGCGCAGCAAGUCCAGGCAGCAAUCAGCAUUCGUAUCCCUAUCAUCUCUGCCUCCAACGGCCGCAGCGAUUAUCGCGCAACGAGCUGAAGCAGCUGGACGAGAAGGAGCUGAUUUUCGAGCUGGUAAAGGACAUAUGCAACGAGCUGGAGGUGCGCACCUUGUGUCACAAGAUCCUGCAAAAUGUUUCCAUAUUGCUGAAUGCGGAUCGCGGCUCAUUGUUCCUGGUGCAGGGCCGCUGCCAUGGUGCCGAUGGACUCAAAAAAUGCCUCGUAUCGAAGCUGUUCGAUGUCUGCCCACGCAGCACCGUCGAGGAAAUGGAACAGCAGGAGGAAGUGCGCGUUGCAUGGGGCACAGGCAUCGCUGGUCACGUGGCCGAGAGCGGCGAGCCGGUCAACAUUCCAGAUGCUUACCAGGAUGAACGCUUCAAUUGUGAAAUUGAUUCACAGACCGGCUAUCGCACCAAGGCUCUGCUCUGCAUGCCCAUCAAGGACUCUGGCGGCGAUGUGAUUGGCGUUGCGCAGGUGAUUAACAAAAUGAAUGGCGAAUGCUUCACGGAAAUCGAUGAGAAGGUCUUUGCCUCGUAUCUGCAGUUCUGUGGCAUUGGCUUGCGCAAUGCGCAGCUCUUUGAGAAAUCUCAGCUGGAAAUCAAGCGAAAUCAGGUGCUGCUGGAUCUGGCGCGCAUGAUCUUCGAGGAGCAGAGCACCAUCGAGCACAUGGUCUUCCGCAUCCUCACUCACAUGCAGAGUCUCAUCCAGUGCCAGCGCGUGCAGAUCCUGCUCGUCCACGAGGCCGAUAAGGGCAGCUUCUCGCGUGUCUUUGACUUCGAGGCGAACGAUCUGAGCGACGACGAGGCCAAUUCGCGCACCAGCCCCUACGAGUCCCGUUUCCCGAUCAACAUUGGCAUCACUGGCCAUGUGGCCACCACCGGCGAGACGGUGAAUGUGCCCAAUGCCUACGAGGAUGAUCGCUUCGAUGCGAGCGUCGAUGAGAACUCCAGCUUCAAGCAUCGCUCCAUACUCUGCAUGGCCAUCAAGAACUCACUGGGUCAGAUCAUAGGCGUUAUACAGCUGAUCAAUAAGUUCAAUGAUCUGGACUUCACCAAGAAUGAUGAGAAUUUCGUGGAGGCAUUCGCCAUAUUCUGCGGCAUGGGCAUCCACAAUACGCACAUGUACGAGAAGGCGAUUGUGGCCAUGGCCAAGCAGAGCGUUACCCUGGAGGUGCUCAGCUAUCAUGCAUCUGCGACCAUGGACGAGGCACAUCGAUUGCGCCGCCUAAGGGUGCCCUCUGCGGUACAUUUUCGUCUGCACGAUUUUAAAUUCGAUGAUAUACACUUCGAGGACGAUGAUACGCUGAAGGCCUGUUUGCGCAUGUUUUUGGAUCUCGAUUUUGUGGAACGUUUCCAUAUCGACUACGAAGUGCUCUGCCGUUGGCUGUUGAGCGUCAAGAAGAACUAUCGCAAUGUAACCUAUCACAAUUGGCGACACGCCUUCAAUGUGGCUCAGAUGAUGUUUGCCAUUUUGACAACCACACAAUGGUGGAAGAUCUUUGGUGAAAUUGAAUGCCUCGCUUUGAUUAUUGGCUGCCUGUGCCACGAUCUCGAUCAUCGGGGGACUAAUAACUCCUUCCAGAUUAAAGCCUCCUCGCCGCUGGCGCAGCUUUACUCCACAUCAACCAUGGAGCAUCAUCACUUCGAUCAGUGCUUGAUGAUCUUGAAUAGUCCCGGAAAUCAAAUUCUGGCAAAUCUGUCCUCAGAUGAUUAUUGCCGAGUAAUACGCGUGCUGGAGGAUGCAAUUCUAUCCACAGAUCUAGCUGUCUACUUCAAAAAACGUGGUCCCUUCUUGGAGAGCGUUCAGCAGCCAGUGAGCUAUUGGGUUGCCGAGGAGCCGCGCGCCUUGCUGCGUGCCAUGAGCAUGACUGUCUGUGAUUUGUCGGCUAUUACAAAGCCGUGGGAGAUUGAGAAACGUGUCGCCGAUUUGGUUAGCUCCGAGUUCUUCGAGCAGGGCGACAUGGAGAAGCAGGAGUUAAAUAUAACACCCAUUGAUAUCAUGAAUCGCGAGAAGGAGGAUGAGCUGCCCAUGAUGCAGGUGAACUUUAUUGACUCAAUAUGCCUGCCUAUCUAUGAGGCCUUUGCCAAACUCUCAGAUAAGCUGGAGCCACUCGUUGAGGGCGUGCGUGAUAAUCGCGGCCAUUGGAUUGAUUUGGCCGAAGGUGUGAAAACGAAAACUAGUCAGGAUCAACAGCAGCAGCAGCAGGAGGAGGAGCAAAUUGUGAUAGCGAAUGGUGACAGCAAGCAGGCGUCAACUGAUGAGAAGAUGGCAGAUGCAGAUGCAGAUGUGGAUACGGAUGCAGCUCUGGCUGAAGCAAGCGUAAAUGGGCUGAAUGUGGCUAAAAGCAACGCAACUACUAACAACAUUGCCAUCGCUUCUCGUCCCAGCAGCAACCCGACCAGUGAUGUGGAUGAUGAUAUUGUUGACGAUGUUCAUGAUGACGACAAUGAUGAUGCUGAUGAUGAUGAUGAUGAUGACGAUGCUGCCCUGGCAAAGAAUGGCUAUGCACGCAGCAGCAGCAGCGUUUGUCUAUCCUCCAGCGGCUCCUCCACAGUCUCGAGUCGGCUCUCCACACCGCCGCCCACUGGGGAAGAGGACAGCACGCCCGUUUCGCCAUCCAAGACGUUGCAGGCUCAGCUGGUUGCGGCCAAUCUGAAUGCACUCAGUCAAGGCAAGGCGGCCACAGCGGCGGCCAAGCAGCGGUGCAAGGGCUGCGAUCAGACGCACGUCUGUCUGCGCAAGACGAGCUCGCUGAAAGGAGCCCUGGAGUUAAAUGGCGGCGGUCAGAGCAGCAAAAAAGACCUGGCGCUAUGCAAGAGCACGCCGACCAUCAGCCAUCAACACAAUCAUCAAUCACAUCAUCAGCAUCACUCACACCAUCAUCAUCAUCAUCAGCAUAGCCACCAUCAUCAGUUCCAUCACAGCCAUCAGCAACAGCUAAUCAUUGGCGGCGGAAUCGGCAGCGCCAGCAUUGGCGGCACCUGCCUAAUUGGCCUCGGCACGGACAGUGAUAAAAUACCAAAAAUUGUGGGCAAACUUGGACAUCUCGAUGGACUCCCAUACAGCAAUGGCCACAGUCUGGCAUACCCUAACUUCAGCCAGCCACAGCAUCAGCAACAGUUGCUGACGCGUCGGCAUUCGGAGACCCAUAACCAAGCGAAAACUGCUUUGGCAGCGGAUAAAUAAAUAAUGAAAAGCCAAUAAUUUUUGACUGUCAUUUGAAAAAUGUUAAUUGUACAUAGGCCACAUUUCUCAUGUCCAUUUUUUGUAAAUAUGAAAAAAGAAAACUUGUAAUCGUAACCCAUUUGAUCAACAGUAUAUAAACAUAAUAAUAAUUAUAAUAAUAAUACAAGUAAUAGAAAAAAGAACACAUACCAUAUGCAUAGGCAAAUAUUGUGACACAGCAUAAAAACUAAAAUUAGCAAGAUUCCUAUAAACAAUAAAAUAUACUAUAUAUACGGUAUAUAUAUUACUAUAAAUACGAGUAUGUAAACUCAUGAUUAUGUAUAAUUGACACUCUAUGCUGUGUGUUAAACUUCAAUUUUAGUUUAGUUCAAAAAUAUGCUAAUCUAUAUAUAUAUCUACAUAAAUAUAUCUGUAGAGAAAGGUAUAAAACCUAUAAAGAAAAGAAGUCAAAUUCUCUAGACACUUAAGCACAAAAUAUACCAAAAAAAAAAACAAAUGAAAAAAAAAAAUUAAAAAAAUAUAGUAGGAGAAGCAAAGGCAUAUUAGUUAAUAGCUGCUUGCAAGAGAGCAGUGAAAACACAUGAAAAAGUAUUGUAUUUUGCAUGCCUAUUCGUCAUAUGCACUGCGGCAGUUAGUUGAAUUAUCUGUGGUUAGCACAAGUAGCACAACAGCUUAAACAUGUUUAAAAAUA
Molecule: messenger RNA, 5273 nt
Organism: Drosophila arizonae
Lineage: Eukaryota; Metazoa; Arthropoda; Insecta; Diptera; Drosophilidae
Gene: Pde11
Product: Phosphodiesterase 11
Biological process (GO): signal transduction
Molecular function (GO): 3',5'-cyclic-nucleotide phosphodiesterase activity; protein binding
Source: RefSeq, a predicted model, not a curated record